AGCGCCAUUCUGAACAAGCGUGUUGUUGUGACGCACAUUUGAAGCGUCGUAGUUGUGUGUCAACAUGGCUGCACAUGCUGGAAACAAGCGUGGUCUGGAGCAUUUAGAUGAAUAUGAACCAAAACUGGCAAAACAUCAAAAAAGUAAAAGCUUGCAUGAUCUUAUGGCAGAAAAGCGUCUUGUUGUUGUUUUAGAAGGAGCGACGCUGGAAACAGUAAAGGUUGGAAAGGCAUUUGAGUUGUUGAACUGUGAUCAACAUAAAGGUAUGAUCAUAAAAAGCGGAAGAGACCCUGGAACGAUUCGCCCUGAUAUCACACAUCAGUGCCUGUUGAUGUUACUGGACAGUCCUUUGAACAGAGCUGGACUGCUUCAAGUGUACAUUCACACAGCGAGGAAUGUUUUGAUCGAGAUCAACCCACAGACAAGAAUUCCUCGCACUUUUGCACGAUUUUGUGGACUAAUGGUCCAGCUCCUGCACAAGAUGAGUGUGAGAGCAGCAGAUGGUCCUCACCGUUUGUUAAGGCUGAUUAAAAAUCCAGUGUCAGACCACCUGCCAGCUGGAUGCCCUCGAUAUUCCACAUCGUUCAAAGCAGGAGAUGCUGUGUGUCCCAGAACAAUUGUCCCUAAAGAUGGACCUGCCACUGUUGUCAUCGGAGCAUUUGCACAUGGAGCAGUGAAUGUCGAUUACACAGAGAAGACGCUGUCCAUUAGUAACUAUCCUCUGUCUGCAGCUCUAACCUGUGCCAAGAUGUGUUCAGCGUUUGAGGAGGUCUGGGGAGUGUUAUGACAUAAUCAAACUGUUAUGAACUGUCAUGUUUCUGCCGGAUUGAGGAACAGAGCUUUGUAUUGCGUUGUGUGUGUGUAUACGGUCCAUUCCUUUGAGCAAAAAUUGUGUUAGAUGACAUCGCAAAAGAGGGUAAUAUUUCAUCUAUUGUAACACAAUUUUAACUCUCACUGAAACAAACAUAUAUACCCUUUCAAGUGUGGGGUACUACACCUCAAUUUCACUUUCAUAUAGGUUCAUACAUUUAAUAAUAAACCCAUAUUUGCAUUUAAAACUACUUCUGAUAUGUGAAACAACAUUUUCUACAAUAAACAACAGCAUGCAAGAGCAUGCCACUUUAUCAGCAGAUUUUUUUUCCAGAAGCAUUUUUCCAUGUUUAAGCCAUAAACAAAAUCAGCCUGCUAUAUGGUGAAUCAGAACAUUACAUUACUAUUAAGGAAAACAAAUAAUUAAUUAAAAAUCAGACAAAAUGACAAAUGUUACAAGACUGUACUUAACAGGAAUUCAGCUGUUAAAGAUAGUUCUUUAAAAACUAAAUUGAAGUGAUGCAAACUGAUGCAAAAGCAUUAACAACCCUAAGUUCACAACAGGUCUGUCAUAAGGUUUAUAAGUAAUCAGGGAUAGAUCAGGGAUUGACUUUUUCACUCACCAGCCAAUCUGGUUACUAAAUAUUUAAGUUACCGGCCAUUCAUAACUCCUACUAGCUAAAAAAACAAAACAAUAAAUGAACAGCUUGAGUCUGUCUACACUGGACAUGACAAAGCGACCACUGCAGAUCAUUUUAUCUUAGUAGGGGUGUGUGAUAUUGACAAAAAAAAUCUCUAUCUAAUAUUUUCGGGAAUUUUAUCAAUAAAGAUAAUUAGACGAUAUUUUGCUGAGUGUGUUAUUGUGCUGAUAUCUUAAGGACUACCGUGGACAGCUAACUCCUUAAGUUUUUGAUAUUCUUCAUAUUCUGUGUGGUCAGUUCACAGCAGUGAUAAAAAUGAGUCUUUUCCAAUAAGUUUAAAUUGAUUUUUACCUUUUAUGGGCAUUUUUACCUUUAUAAAGCCAUUUUUUUGUAAAAGUGUGCAUUAUAUUUUGAGUCAAAUUCUUACAUUUAAUCAGUCAAUUAUAAUAAUAAUACAUCUAGGCUGUUACUAAACAAAUUAAAUUAGUAUAAAAAAUGAUACUGAGAGGGACAUGGAAUGCUUUAACUUGCAGUUACAAAUGCAUAAAUAAUGUUUUGAUAAAUUUGGAAUUACUAAUGAAAAGAUACUUUAAAUGUAAAAUUAACUGCCAGUAAGUGGCAUCAAGUCACUGGUAACUGAGUCACUGCGAUUGAACCGAAUCAUUUAAACAGUUGAUUCACUCAGGAACGAAACACUGUCAGGUUGCUCAGAGAAACAAAACGGUCUAAAAUGUAAGUCUCUUGAUAUCAACUUAAUUGUUUAGUGAACUGUUGUCUAAAAUCAAUAUCACAUUUGUAACCAUGCUGAUUUUUUAAGAAAAAAACGUUACUAAUCUAAUCUCUAUGCUGGCUGUAUUCACGACGCAGUAGUGGUUGAAUACCAUUUAUUUGUUAAUAUCUGACUGCUGAAUGCUACCAGUAUAUAGGACUUUCAUCUAUUGUAUCGCUUUCUAGUGUGGGUAAACGUAACACUGCAGAUCUUGUCAUCAUAAUGUUGUUUCUUUAUAAAAAUGAGCCUAAAGUAUUAAUGUUUUAAGUACAGAAAUGACUACAUAAAAACUGUAUGUUCAGUCGAAUGUAAAACUGUAUUCUCCUAUCUCCAUAUAUGAUCAUGGAGCUCAACUAGAGUGACCAUCAGCUUCUUGUUUACCACUCUAACCAAAGCCCUUCUCCAUCAAUUGCUCAGUUUGGCCAGGAGGCCAGAUCUAGGAAGAGUCCUAGUUGUUCCAAGCUUCUUCCAUUAUGGAUUAUGGAGGCUACAUGCUUCUGUGAACCUUCAGUGCAGCAGAAUGUUUUUCUAAACCCUUCGCCAGAUGUGUGGCUUGAUGCAAGCCUGUUUCUGAGCUCUACAGGCACUUUUUUUUUGACCUCAGGGCUUCGUUUUUGCUCUGAUAUGCAUUUUCAGCUGUUAGACCGUUUUUGAGAGGUGUGUACAUUUCCAGAUUGUACUCAUUCAAAUGAAUUUGCCACAGGUUAACUCAAAGUGUAGUAACAUCUACAAGCAAUACGAAUGCUAAAUUAAGCUAAAUUUUAACUGUCCCAUAUAAGGGUAUGAAUAGUUAUGCAAUGGAAUCAUUGAAGUUUUUUUACUUUUAAUAAAUUUGCAAAAAUGGUAAAAACUAGUUUUUUGCUUUGCUUUUAUGGUGCAUGGAGUGCAGACUGAUGUGGAAAAAAAGUAAUUUAAAGCAGUUCAACAUAAGAGCAACAUAAAACGUGAAAAAAAAAAUGAAUGAAAUGAAAAAAGUGCCACUGUAUUUUGCAAGCCACUGUAUGUAAUUUUUUUGACUGUAAAGCAUAAAAAUGCCAUAACAUGUUUGCCGAAAUUGCAGAAGUUUUCUUAAAAAUAAUGCUACAACCAGUUAUUUCAACUUUGAAAUGUGUGUUCCGUAUGGAAGCCCGUUUCUGCCACUGAAUAAAAAAUAA
Messenger RNA from Labeo rohita (rohu), 3374 nucleotides. RefSeq names its product EMG1 N1-specific pseudouridine methyltransferase (gene emg1). The record is from RefSeq and is a predicted model, not a curated record. NCBI's taxonomy places the organism in Eukaryota, Metazoa, Chordata, Actinopteri, Cypriniformes, Cyprinidae. Gene Ontology annotation, molecular function: rRNA binding; rRNA (pseudouridine) methyltransferase activity. Gene Ontology annotation, biological process: rRNA base methylation. Gene Ontology annotation, cellular component: small-subunit processome; nucleolus. The transcript is spliced from 5 exons. The coding region runs from base 65 to 787 and encodes 240 amino acids.